Symbiodinium sp. CCMP2592 is the source of this 1479-nucleotide messenger RNA. NCBI's taxonomy places the organism in Eukaryota, Dinophyceae, Suessiales, Symbiodiniaceae. The record is from the annotation of a GenBank genome assembly.
AUGCGCUAUGGAUGGCCCGUCAGCAAGCUGAAACCCGUGGACAUCCAAGGAAAUGCUUCCCAUCCUUGCAGAGGGCGAUCGCCAAAUGAUAACUCGGGAGAGAAUUACUAUUUGGCUCGCAAGAGCAACGCUCUGAGUUUUCGCGACAUUGAGGAGUGCAAGGCCAUGUGCUCAGCCACCGCUCGGUGGGAGUUUAACCGUCGUUGCACGGGCAUCGAGUGGUCGCCUGGUCGCUGCGAGCUCUGGCAGGUGAUGAUUGAAGCUGUGAACCCGGCCGUCAGCACAUGUGGCUCAAACCACAGGAGCCUCAUCCGUCCCGGCAUCUGCCAAACACAUCACUUUUCAUUCACGAUGCGGUUCUGGUGGCUGGCCCUCUCCAGCCUUACCAGCCAGGGCAUUCGCGUGCAGGAAAGCGAGGGUCUGCAGCGCUUGGUGGGGAAUUGCAUUCAACCUUGGCUACCAGAUGAGACCGCCUGCUCCGCCCGAAGCAUGAGAGAGAUGCCAAGCCUCCCUGAGGAUGCAGUGUACACAGUGGAGUAUGCCAGUUCUCCAAUCAGCAGCAACGGCCUCAAGUCCCUGUCCCAGCUCCUCUCCUUCACCCACUCUGCCCUGGUCAUCACAGAGGCCUGGCAGACCUCGGCCGAGCAGACUGUUCCCUCCGCCUUGCUCUUCGAGUACUUCGCUCGAGACUUUGGUCCGAAAGCCAUCCUCCCCGCUUCCAUCUCGGAGGGAGGCGUCCCCAUGUGGGAGAACCAGGCGGUGGUGGGCUGGCGCCUCGCUUCAGACAAAGCGGAGUGGUUGCAGGGUGCGAAUAGGACCGCCGUAGGCACAGCCACUGGAAAGAUCUUGAACCAGUGGUUCAGGGAGGUGGUCUUGUGGGGGAAAAGGCAUCCUGGCUACAACCUUUUCAACUUGUGGGAUUCUACCGAUGCGGCGACACGGAAGUCGUACAUGGGAGACAGCGUCUGCCACUCUUUCACGGAGUGGAGCUUGCAAGACCUCUUCCGGCUUGGAGCCGACUUUUUGGUUCAGAGGCCAUUGUGCCGCAACUACUUCUCUUUCAUCACAGACGAGAGUCCGACGAAGCUCAACUUGACGACUCGGGCGGACUCGCAGACCGUCGCGGAGUUCUACAAACGCCUCGAGCCACUGACCUCCCAGAGCUUUCGUGACAUCGCAGAGUUCGCGUCGAACCUUCUCAGCGUGAUAAAAGGCGAGACCUGGGAGAGGCAGGCAGCAGCAGCAGCGGCAGCAGCGAACAGCGCCGUGAGCUCUCGGAGGCCCGAAGUCGUCCUCUUCCAACGUGGCCUGGAGGACUCUGGGGGCGGAGAGUACUUCCGUGCAGAUCUGGUGAAGCCCUACUUCGGAGUGCAGCCGCGUCAGCUGGCUCAGAGAAUGAUCUUGCCGUGGCAAAAUAUCCCAACGAACAUCGAUGGCGAGUGUGAAAGCCAAAUCUUGAGGACUUUAACGCCGUGGUGA